Messenger RNA from Thlaspi arvense, 1542 nucleotides. The record is from the annotation of a GenBank genome assembly. NCBI's taxonomy places the organism in Eukaryota, Viridiplantae, Streptophyta, Magnoliopsida, Brassicales, Brassicaceae.
AUGUCCUUCAGAACCCGCGCGUCGUCCUGGCCCCGUCUAUUCCUUCACCGGAACCAUCCUCACAACCCUAGAUCCUCAUUUUCCCGUCAAAUCUGCAGUCUCCAUGCCUCAUCCAGCAGAAACCAGGAUUCCUGCUUUCCUGUAAAUCAGAGGCCAUGGAUCGCAUCGCAGAUGCACCAAUUCUCCUCCGUAAGCUCAAUGUCACCUUCGGAAGCCGAGAAAGUCGUGCGAGAGCUUUUAUCUGAGGUGGAGAAGGAGAAGCAUCGUGAGAGAGAUGAGAGGCAAAUGCAAGGAUUGGAUUGCAAAGACAUUGACGACGAAGAAAACGAGGAUUAUCUGGGGAUUGAGCCGUUUAUCGAGAAGCUUAAGAAGCAGAAUUUGAAGGAUGAUGGUGAAUUAAAUAGGCGCGAGGAGUCUUCUGAUUCAGAUAGUGAACUUGACGAAGUUGAUUGGGAUGAAGAAAGAAAAAAGGAAGACAUCUUCAAGAAGAAGUUCCAGAGGCAUAAAGAAGUUCUCCAGACCCUUACAAACUCAGAGACACUCGAUGAGGCCUAUAGGUGGAUGAACAAAUUAGACAAAUUUGAGGAGAAACAUUUCAAACUUCGACCUGAGUACAGGGUUAUUGGUGAGCUGAUGAACCGUUUGAAGGUAGCUGAAGGUAAAGAGAAGUUUAUUCUCCAGCAGAAAAUAAACAGAGCUAUGAGGUUGGUUGAGUGGAAAGAGGCUUUUGACCCAAACAACCCAGCCAAUUAUGGAGUCAUCGAACGAGACAAUGUUCAAGGUGGUAAUGCUGGAGAAGAAAAAGAAGAGCGUCUUGUGGCAGAUGGGUCUAAGGACGACAAUGAUGAUACUGAUGAUGAAGAGGAGUUUGAUGACAUGAAAGAAAGGGAUGAUAUUCUGUUAGAGAAGCUGAAUGCCAUCGACAAGAAGCUUGAGAAUAAGCUCUCUGAGCUUGAUCAUACAUUCGGGAAGAAGGGAAAGCGGUUGGAAGAGGAGAUUAGAGAUCUGGCUGAAGAGAGAAAUGCUCUGACAGAGAAGAAAAGACAACCUUUAUACAGAAAAGGAUAUGAUGUGCAUGUGAUAGAUGUAAAAAAAGUGGCUAAGGUCACAAAGGGUGGCAGAGUUGAAAGGUACACUGCAUUGAUGGUUUGCGGGAACUAUGAAGGUGUCAUUGGGUAUGCAAAAGCAAAAGCUGAGACUGGCCAGUCUGCAAUGCAGAAGGCGUAUGAGAAAUGCUUUCAGAAUCUUCAUUACGUAGAGCGUCAUGAGGAGCACACCAUUGCACACGCGAUACAGACUUCUUACAAGAAAACCAAGUUAUACCUAUGGCCUGCACCAACAACGACUGGAAUGAAAGCUGGGAGAGUUGUCAAAACAAUCUUGCUUCUAGCAGGAUUCAAGAACAUCAAAUCAAAGGUAAUUGGUUCAAGGAAUUCAUACAACACCGUUAAGGCAGUUUUGAAGGCGUUGAAUGCGGUUGAAACGCCAAAGGAUGUUCAAGAGAAGUUUGGACGGACUGUUGUCGAGAAAUAUCUGCUGUGA